CGCCGUGAACGCAAUGGUCGGGAAGAACCUCACAAGUCCCGGAGGUUACCUGAGUGUGAUCAACGAGGAAACCCCUCCCGACGACUCCCCCCCGACGCCUCCCGACUCCUCCCCUCCCGACCCCCCGCCGAGGCCGACCCUCCUGGCCGUCCCCUCCAAGGUGGAGGUCGAGGUCGGGCACAGGGCAGUCCUCGAGUGCAUCACAGACGACGUGUCACGACCUCGUCUCGACUGGUCGCGAAUUGACGGCCGCAGCAUCAGGAAGAAGGGCGUGGCGAGGGAGGGCCAGGGCUCCCUCGUCUUCCAGCAGGUCAGGGAGCAGGACGCCGGGGUCUACAACUGCUCGGUCAUCAGUCCGCUGCUGCAUGACCCCGUGACGCAGAUGAUCGAGCUGUCGGUGCUGGAGCCCCCUCGCGUGGACGUCCAGCCCCGCAGGAAGAUCGUGCGCAACGGCGGCUCCAUCGUGCGCCUCAACUGCACGGCCACGGGCGUCCCUCUGCCGGAGGUGAGCUGGCACAAGGACGGGCGGCCGAUCCCGAGGACAGGCCGCCACACCGUCAUCACGCAAGUCAGCGAGACGAGGACGCUCACCCGACAGCAGCUGGCCAUCAGCAAUAUCAUGGCCAAUGACAGUGGCAUCUUCCAGUGCAUCGUGAAGAACCGCGUGGGCGUGGCCUCCGAAGCCGCCCUCCUCAAGGUCGACCUUCCCGACGACAUGCCCGGGGCGCCGCUGAACCUGAGGGUGACCCGCACGACCUCCUCCAGCAUCGAGGUCAAGUGGGACCCCCCGCCCGCGCCCCCCGGGAAGGAGGGCAGGAGGGAGAGGGAGAGUCAGGGCUACGUCCUCCACUACUUCCAGAUGAACGACCGCGGCCCCGAGAAGCAGUGCGUGACCAACAUCACCAGUUACGAGAUCCUGAAGCUGACUCCCUACACUCUCUACUCGAUCUACGUGCGCACUUUCGUCAUCUAUCAGGAGCAGCAGAACCACCUGAUUGGGGAACCGUCGGCUACGCUGGUGGUGCGCACGAAAGCAAACCGUCCAUCCAGCACCCCGAGCAUCGAGCUCCACCCGGUGUCCCCGACGACGCUGCGGGUGACCUGGACGCCCCUGAGCCUGAAGGAGGCGCGAGGGGCGGUGGUGAAGCAGAAGAUCCAGUGGAGGAGGUGGAGGAUGCACUUCCACGAGAAUGCGGAGCUGGCGGCCGAGGACGUGGAGUUCGAGAUUCGAGACCUCCGGCCGAACAAGCGCUACGAGGUGCGCGUGCUCGUGGCCACCGAGUCGGGUUAUCCUGAACACGAGUCGAACCUCCAGUGGACGCACAUCCGCAUGCCCAGCGACGCCGACCUCAGCACGAAGCCCAUCGUCCAUCUCAGCGUCUACAGCGAGACGCCCGACGCCAUCCAGGUCGACUGGGUUCUGCCCGACCAACUCCGCACCAAGGUUCUGUGGUACGUCCUCACCUACAACAGCACAGCGGAGAACAAAGUUAUGAAGGAUUUAGAACCCUCCAGCACUUCGUAUGUUCUCGAUCAGCUGGACCUCCACACCAACUACACCGUGAAACUCGAGCCGAUGUACAAGAACGGGCGCGCCGGCUCGGGCAUCAGCCGCACCAUCAGGACGCUGCCCGUCGACGCCCACCCGACGCCCGCCCACGGCCACCUGCGGAAGAUGGGCGUCAAGAACCUCAAGGUCAAGACGAUCAACUCCACCUGCAUCCAGAUGUCGUGGCGCCCCACCGGCCGGAGGGUCACGCCCGACUUCUACACCGUCAGGAUGGUCAACCUCGGCCUCCAGAGCGAAGGGGGGCGCGCGCCGGGCCCCGCGGACCUCGCCCUCGGGGAGCGCGGGAGGACGGACUUCUCCUGGAUCAAGAGCGAGCUGGAAUUCCCUUCCUCGGAGAACACGGUCAAGAAAACUCAGACGAAAGACGGGAAGAGGAGAGAACAGGCGAGAGACCGCAAUAAAGACAGAGAAGCAGCUAGAGAAGGAGGAGGAGGAGGAGGAGGAGGAGGAGGAGGAGGAGAACACGAGGGAGAAACGUUAGAAGAAGAUUUCGAGGCGGAAGAGGGACACAGAAGAGGUCAGAAUAACGAGCGAAGAGGAGGAGGAGCAGAAGGAGAAGAAGGAGGAGGAGGAAGAGGAAGAGGAAUAAGAUUUGGAAUAGAAGGGGGAACGGAAGGCAAGGAGGAAGACUUCCCCGUUCGGUACAUCCGGGUCACUAGAAGGUCAAUCCUGCCCUGUGACCUUCGACCCUGCAGCGGCUACGAGGUCAGUGUCACGGCGUGGGCGGAGGGCGUCACGAGCAGGCCGACGCCGCCCAUAAGGACCUCCACCAAGGAAGGAGUCCCGAGCGCCCCCAUCAACGUGUCGUGGACGCCCGUGACCCCGAAGGACGUGGCCCUGCGCUGGAGUCCCCCGAAGGACAUCAACGGCGUCCUCCUCAACUACCUCGUCAGCUACAGCCACGACCAGCAGGAGUGGAGGAAUCAGACGGUGUCCCACGAGGCCACGUCCACGGAGAUCCGCGGCCUCAUCUCCAACACCAACUACACCCUAAGCAUCUCGGGCGUCACGCGGGGGGGAGUUGGGCGCCAGACGAAGGUGUACGUGUACAUCCGGGCCAUCCUGUUCACGGGCGAGGAGGCGCAGACGUCGUUCCAGCUGACCGUCAUCGUGGUGGCAGUGCUGGUGGCAGUGACAUGUGCCGUGGUGCUGAUCGUGUGCGUCAGGAUGGCACGAUUGAGGAGAACUGCCGGACACCCGACGCUGCAGGGCAACGGCAGCUGCAGGUACGUCUCGGCGAACGGCGUGAAGACCGGACCGACGUCGGGAACGGCCGAGAGCGAGAGCGAGAUGAACGCCUACCAGCCCAUGCUCACCUCCUUGCCGCCCGCCACUCACAACCACCACCUCGACACGAAGGGCGGUCCUGGCCUGCAUGACGAUGGCAUCGUUGCCAACUGCCUCCACGAUGUCCAUACGAGUCAGAUAACGCUUGGCAGGGUGAUCACACAUCUGCCUAACACCGCUGACGUGGCGAGCACCGGCCUGUUCCCCGCGCGCGACGCAGCCUCCAAGGGCGUCGAGGACAGCCUAGACGACAUCGACGACGACGACGACGACGCGAACAGCACGCUCCUGCAGGGCGUGGCGGCGGCGGCCGACCUCAAGAGGAGCCUCGUCGACCCCAAGAGGGACGCCGCCGAUCCCAGGAGGGAGCCGGCUGAGCCCGAAGGCGCUCCUCCCAGAUCGAACGACGGUGCGCAGGCGGCCGAGGGCGCCUCAUCCUAGUUAUUACAAGAGAUAUUUUUAUGUUCUGUUUUUCUCUUUUUUGUUUCUUUCUUAUUAUAUAUUUUUCUUUCCCUCUAGCCUAAAACUGACGGGUGAAGGAACGGGUUUAGAGAGUAGCUUAGGUUGGUGCAACGGGACGAGGCCGCGCGCGCGGCGAGAGAGGGACCGCGCGCGCCCGCCGCGGCGCCGCCCCAUUUCCCUCUCUUCUCGUCCUCCGAGGCGCAGACCUCGUCCGGGGAGACGGCCUCGCAGCAGCCGCUCCCGGGGAACAUCUCCGGGCCUUCGAAGGGAGCGAGGAAUGGAAGGAGACGGAGAAAUGACAAAGAAAUGCUUCAAGGCCGAGACGCCACGAGACUGGCGAGGAGGCCCGGGCUGACGCUCGGCCUCCCGACUGCCUCGGCAUCCGUGCGUCGACGCUGCAUCCCCUCCCCCCUUCUUGCACGCGACGCGAGUGCCGGAGGGCUGUGCAGGCCUUAGCAUCGAUACGGGUUUGAGGGCUGGGCGCGGGCGUCGCGAGGCCAGCCACCUUCCCUUGCAGAGAGGACUGUCCAAAGGCAGGGAGAUCCCAGGGUAUAAAUCAUAGGUACUUGACACCUGUUCGCGUGUGUAGAGAGGUGCUUAUUCCUUUCCUCUUUUUUAAUUUUAAUUUGUAAUUCCUUUUUUUCACAGUUGUUGUUUUUUAUAUAUAUGGUCCCCGUUAUCCAUUAAUGAUAGUUCGUGUCUGAGCACAUGAGCUUUACCAUGUGUUUCGCGUGGAGACUGCCUUCGUUUGAGGCGACGGGCGGCGAGGAGGCAGGCGGGGCUCUGCUUUUGUGUAUUAAUCUUUUCUGUUCCUUUUUUGCU
Messenger RNA from Penaeus indicus, 4141 nucleotides. Its product is annotated as immunoglobulin superfamily DCC subclass member 4-like. Gene Ontology annotation, biological process: cell-cell adhesion. NCBI's taxonomy places the organism in Eukaryota, Metazoa, Arthropoda, Malacostraca, Decapoda, Penaeidae. The record is from RefSeq and is a predicted model, not a curated record. The transcript has 17 exons. Gene Ontology annotation, molecular function: protein binding. Bases 14 to 3298 code for a protein of 1094 amino acids.